AUCGCAAAUCAUGUGGUGCGUCGAGCGCUGCAAAACCAGCGGAGAAACCUUGCCGGGAAGAACAUGAAGUACGCCGGUGGAUUACACGCGCAGCCAGCGUAUACUCCACCGACGGCGUACACGCCGCCACAGCCAGAAUACACGCCGCCACAGCCAGCAUACACGCCGCCACAGCCAACAUACGCGCCCCCAUACGCGCCCCCAUACGCGCCUCCAUACGCGCUCCCAUACGCGCUCUCAUACGCGCCGCCAUACGCGCCGCCAUACGCGCCGCCGUACGCGCCGCCAUACGCGCCCCCAUACGCGCCGCCGUCGGCGUCAAGAUGGCCUUAUAUAUAA
Temnothorax curvispinosus is the source of this 339-nucleotide messenger RNA. RefSeq names its product extensin-like. The transcript has a single exon. The record is from RefSeq and is a predicted model, not a curated record. NCBI's taxonomy places the organism in Eukaryota, Metazoa, Arthropoda, Insecta, Hymenoptera, Formicidae. The annotation marks the transcript as partial.